Messenger RNA from Rhagoletis pomonella (apple maggot), 2615 nucleotides. RefSeq names its product protein transport protein Sec61 subunit alpha (gene Sec61alpha). Gene Ontology annotation, biological process: post-translational protein targeting to membrane, translocation; SRP-dependent cotranslational protein targeting to membrane, translocation. Lineage: Eukaryota; Metazoa; Arthropoda; Insecta; Diptera; Tephritidae. Gene Ontology annotation, cellular component: membrane; Sec61 translocon complex. Gene Ontology annotation, molecular function: signal sequence receptor activity; transmembrane protein transporter activity; ribosome binding. The transcript is spliced from 4 exons. Bases 388 to 1818 code for a protein of 476 amino acids. The record is from RefSeq and is a predicted model, not a curated record.
CGACACUUUUAAAUUUUUCACGAAGAAUUAAUUCGAAAAAAAAACAAAUACUUGUAGAGUUUUGUUUGCGAUAAGACAUGUAAUUUUCUGGACUCAACGAGUUUUACGAAGUUUUCCGCGUCUUUAAUUUAGUUGCGCUUUUCACUUCUAAUCCGCUUUGCUACUUUUUUUUACGCUACCAUACAACACCCUUGCGAAAAACCGACAGCGACAGCAGUAGAUUUCGUUUCAAGUUCAUCCGUUACUCGUUCAUUCAUUUCAGAAAUUUGGUUGCGUCGGACGUGUGUUUACUCUCGUUGGUGUACGAAUUAGAAAGUUUAACUUCUGUGCAUUUUCGUGGAAAACUGCAUUCGUUUAAUUAGAUACGCACGGAAAUAAACCGCCACGAUGGGAAUAAAAUUCCUCGAAGUUAUCAAGCCAUUCUGCAGCAUACUCCCGGAAAUUGCAAAGCCGGAACGAAAGAUUCAAUUCAGGGAGAAGGUGCUAUGGACUGCUAUAACACUAUUCAUCUUCUUGGUUUGCUGCCAAAUCCCGCUUUUCGGCAUCAUGAGCUCAGACUCAGCUGAUCCGUUCUACUGGAUUCGUGUGAUUUUAGCUUCGAACCGUGGUACACUUAUGGAACUUGGUAUUUCUCCAAUUGUGACGUCCGGUCUGAUUAUGCAGCUGCUGGCGGGUGCCAAAAUCAUUGAGGUCGGCGAUACACCUAAAGAUCGUGCGCUAUUUAACGGUGCACAAAAAUUAUUCGGCAUGGUUAUAACAAUUGGUCAAGCCAUCGUGUACGUCAUGACAGGCAUGUAUGGUGAUCCUUCGGAAAUUGGCGCCGGUGUGUGUUUGCUAAUUAUCAUUCAACUGUUUGCUGCUGGUUUGAUAGUGCUGCUGCUUGAUGAGUUGCUGCAGAAAGGUUAUGGCUUAGGCUCUGGUAUUUCGCUUUUCAUUGCCACCAACAUUUGUGAGACUAUUGUGUGGAAAGCAUUCUCACCCACAACUGUCACUACCGGCAGAGGUACAGAAUUUGAAGGCGCCGUAAUUGCACUAUUCCACUUGAUGGCCACACGCAACGACAAAGUACGUGCGCUACGUGAAGCAUUCUACCGCCAAAAUUUGCCAAAUUUGAUGAACUUGUUGGCCACAGUGCUGGUAUUUGCCGUGGUCAUAUACUUCCAAGGUUUCCGUGUGGAUUUGCCCAUCAAAUCAGCUCGUUACCGUGGCCAAUACAGCAGUUAUCCCAUCAAGCUCUUCUACACUUCAAACAUUCCCAUCAUUUUACAAUCGGCUUUGGUUUCUAACUUGUAUGUCAUCUCACAAAUGUUGGCUGUCAAGUUCCAGGGCAAUGUCUUUAUCAAUUUGCUUGGUGUCUGGGCUGAUGUUGGUGGUGGCGGCCCUGCACGCUCCUACCCAAUUGGAGGUCUGUGCUAUUACCUGUCGCCACCAGAGAGUGUAGGGCACAUUCUAACCGAUCCGAUACAUGCAAUACUGUACAUUGUCUUCAUGUUGGGUUCAUGUGCCUUCUUCUCAAAAACGUGGAUCGAUGUGUCUGGCAGCUCAGCCAAAGAUGUUGCUAAACAACUGAAGGAACAGCACAUGGUUAUGCGUGGCCAUCGUGAAAACUCUAUGAUCCACGAAUUGAACCGAUACAUCCCAACGGCGGCUGCGUUUGGUGGUCUCUGCAUUGGCGCGUUAUCUGUUAUGGCUGACUUUUUGGGUGCCAUUGGUUCAGGUACCGGUAUUCUGCUGGCUGUAACCAUCAUCUAUCAGUACUUCGAAAUCUUCGUUAAGGAGCAAUCGGAGAUGGGUGGCAUGGGCACUUUACUGUUUUAAGUUGGGGGUGCGCUGUACAUUAUUCUAAUUAAUGUUGUUUAUAAGAUGUGACUCACUCGAAGCACACAAGCUUUGAGCCCAACGACUACCGCUACACAUGUACUGUUACUUGGUCCAUACAUUUGAUGUAAUUGUAUGUAUGGAUAGUUGAAACACAAAAAUUCAACAUAUUUUCAUGUCCCCGACUCGUUCCACAAAUCGCGCACUACAAUCAUUUUCCACAUACAAAAGAGUUUGCUCUUACAUCAUUAUGCUUUUUUUAUAUAAAAAAUUUCGUCCAAUUUUAUGGUCGUCGGUAGAUGUUUCUUAUAAUUUUAUAAGAUUGAUUAUUGUUUUAUAUUUGCGAAAUUGUAACGAAUUGAGUUCACUGCUGUGGGAUGGCGGAGACAUGAAGUAAUAAAACCAUCAAGCUAUGAAAAUUGGUUUCCGCCCCCCUCCCCCUCACAAUGUGCAAAAACAGUAACAUGCAACUUCAUACAAACGAAAAAUAGACUUUUCUUGUGUUAAAUGUUAAUAUUAUUUCGAUUGUUAUAUUAAUUGUAAACCCGAUAACGCACCAGCUUAAAUGUUUAUCCCCUUCAACUAAUCGUGUGGUAGUGGUUGUCAAGUUCCGUAUGAGCUGUUAGGGCGAACAAUUAAUGUAAUAAUAUAUGCAAUAAUAUUAAGGUUUACAUAAUAGUUAAUUUAUACAGAAGAUAAUGAAGUUAUAAUAAAAGAGCUAGACAUUUAAUAUUAAGUUGUAAUAAAAUGAAGGAAAAUAAGUUUUAAAAUUUAAUAAAAAAUCGUAAAAUCUUAAA